GUUGUGUAGGGCAGGAAUCAGGGUUCGAAUAUCUCGACGAAUGGCAUGUAAUACUUCAGUGGAAGUGUGACAUUGUUCGCAACGACGUGAACCGAGAUUGGCUAACGCAGCGCUCCCGAUGUGAAUCUAGCCAGCGCACCGCGUCAGCUAUUUCGAUGUCAAUUUACCACGUCAGUACCCAUUCAAUGAUCGAGGUUCGGGAAGGGCUAUAUAAACCUGCAGACCUCCACCUCUCCACUUAAUUUUCCACGGACACUUACAAUUACCGACAUCAACCUUAACAUCAACCAUGACCACACCACCCACUCUCGAGACUUACCUAACAAUACUAAUUCCUUACUUCGUCGCUCCUUUAUGUAUACUCGCCUUCUACCUCCUUCUAAGACCUACAAAUCAAUCCCGGAAUCGGCAAUCUCGGCGGAGUAACGAAUCGAGGGUGUGGGAGGAGAUGCAAAUGACCAGAUUCCUAGAGGAACUGGACAGCAUUGAAGAUCCCGCGGAAUAUCUAAGGAGGGCGACGGCCUAUGUGGCGAGCAUACCGGCAGAGGACCUCCCUAUGCACACUCGAAUAUCCCGAAAUACCCGAGCUAGGGCACCUACCACACCCACAGGGCGUACGCUGACCUCGAGGCAAAUUCCCGUGCCCAUAAGCCCGUUUGCACGCUCCUCAGUGCACGCCGAGCCAUCUCGCCCUCGUCCGCCCACGCAAGCACAAGCACAAGCUCCUCCGUCUCGCUCCGCCAGAGGAGCGGCACAACUGGACGGCGCUGACGAGCGCGAUGAAGACCCACGCAUAAACGCAUUUGGCGUGCCUAUUCCUGAGCCGCACGACAUCCGACCGCUUUCCGAUCAGGAGAUCGCGACACUCAGUACGACCAUUGGCCUGGCUUUGAUCGAGCACGAGCCUAGGAUUACGUCUGAGCAAUUCCUAUAUUAUGCCGGCACUAUCGGUCAGCUUUUGCAGGGGCAUUGGGAUGGGGUUAUUCCUGAAGAGUUCCGAUCUAGGGCGCAGGCUAGCAGUGUGAACGGUGUGAAUGGGGUUGAUGUAAACGGCGGCCCAACGGUCAUUGAAGAAGUCCACGGCGUCAAUGGUGAGAGUUCGGCCAGGCUGUCAAACAACCCCACUAUCAAUGAAGCCUCCAUGCCUCCUGUUAUCCAGCGCUUCCUCCGUAGACGGACAACCCAGGUCGCUCCGCACAACCAUCAACCGAUCCUCAACGGCACCGACUCCGCCUCAGCCACAGCACUCCUCGACAAUGUCGCAACUUCGAACGGUUCUUUGGGCGAGUCCAGUGACACCAUGCUUGUAAACGGUACCAGCGAUGAAGAGUCCGCCCUCAUUGACGGUUCUGAGGCAACGUGGACGGACAUGGCCGAGAUGCUGAUGGAAGCGAAUCGAAGCCAGGUGGAACGUCGCGCAGCUCCGGGGAGUGAGGGGACAGAGAGGAGAGGAGUAUCCUAGAUCUAUGAUAUGGUAGGACAAGGCUAGGGAGAUCUAGGAUAACGUCAGGAUUGGCAAAUUGCAGACAUGAGCUA
This is a messenger RNA of Trematosphaeria pertusa, 1536 nucleotides long. RefSeq lists its product as uncharacterized. The transcript has a single exon. NCBI's taxonomy places the organism in Eukaryota, Fungi, Ascomycota, Dothideomycetes, Pleosporales, Trematosphaeriaceae. The record is from RefSeq and is a predicted model, not a curated record. Bases 290 to 1462 code for a protein of 390 amino acids.